UUGACCCUAUUUCCGAUUUGUAAAGACUCGAAUCACUCGAUUGUAGGCAAAGUGCAAAGGUAUCAGAAUUCAGAACUCCAAAAGUUGAAAAACAAUUUGAGAGUAAAAGACAUGGAAGAUAACGAAGCCAAGGAAGCUUCAAUGAGUUCAAUCGAUAAUUCAUCAAUGGAGGAUAAAGAAGCCAUGGAAGCUUCAAAAACCUUCAACCAAGAAGAUCUCUUCAAAGCCCUUGAAGUAGUUGAGAGAGAUUCCCUCGCCAUUGCUGAGAGCUACACCUCUCUCUUCGCUUCUCUCCGAUUAGCACUCUCCGAGAUUACCAACACUUCUGUUGAUCAUAUCCAAUGCUUUAGUGAUGCUGCAGGCAAGGUUCAAGAGUCAGCAAUUGAUGCAGCAACAAGAGGGAAUCGUUUUAUACAUUCAUGUAUCAGGUUAAAUGAUGAGAUGAAAGGCAUUGAUGAUUUAGCAGCUCAUUUAAAAAUCCUCAAGAGAAAUGUAGAUGCUUUGGACUCAGCAGCCAGCCGACUCCUCCGAAUCACAUGAUCUGCCUUUUUCAUCAUUCUGAUGACUCAUGCAGGUCACUAAAGCUGGAACAUUUUUCUUGACUAUUCUGAAACUGUCAUAUUAACAUUGAAUUAGGUGAUUGGUGUCACUGUAUAGAGAUCGUCAAUCGGCACCCUGUCUUUUGAAGGCAAGCAAUUACAAAUCUACUGUCCUGCUGUUUAUGUUUGGCUUAUUGACUUUGUAUCUGAUUAGAAGUACAAUAGUACAUCUAACUUAUACUUCUUAGCUGCCUGUAAUUAGAUCAAUCUAUCAAUGAUAACUUGAAAAUGCUUUAUGUUCUUCUAUCCUCGGUGAACUGGUCUAUUUGGCAGUCAAAUGUGUGUUAUUUUGGGUAGGUAUAAUGGAGUAUUUUUACUAGUACAUGUUAACAUAA
Molecule: messenger RNA, 934 nt
Organism: Chenopodium quinoa (quinoa)
Lineage: Eukaryota; Viridiplantae; Streptophyta; Magnoliopsida; Caryophyllales; Amaranthaceae
Exons: 5
Coding region: 112-540 (142 amino acids)
Source: RefSeq, a predicted model, not a curated record